AUGACUUCUACCGUUGCUAAGAAAGCUAUUAAAUGGCACAAAUUACCCUACACUCAAUUUAUCAUGCAUGAAGCCAAGCGAGAAUACUUUCAACCAUUUCUCAUUGCUGGAGUUGCUGCAUGGAUCAUUUGUGGGAUUCUUCCUACACGUGGUGCUACUCAAGAAGACAAGGAAAAGAGUAAUUACUGGAAACGUGUUAACGGCAAGUUUGACUAUAGCCACCAUUAG
This is a messenger RNA of Peronospora belbahrii, 228 nucleotides long. Lineage: Eukaryota; Oomycota; Peronosporomycetes; Peronosporales; Peronosporaceae. The record is from the annotation of a GenBank genome assembly.